Molecule: messenger RNA, 5860 nt
Organism: Notolabrus celidotus (New Zealand spotty)
Lineage: Eukaryota; Metazoa; Chordata; Actinopteri; Labriformes; Labridae
Gene: klc1a
Product: kinesin light chain 1a
Exons: 14
Coding region: 550-2190 (546 amino acids)
Biological process (GO): axo-dendritic transport
Cellular component (GO): membrane-bounded organelle; cytoplasm; kinesin complex
Molecular function (GO): kinesin binding
Source: RefSeq, a predicted model, not a curated record
UCUUCACUGCUGAAGUCGCUCCACAGCUUCCCCUUUAAUCCAGGCGGGGAUGAUGACAUCAUUACCCAGGAACAGAGGGGGGGGACCGGGUAACGCCAUUUUCACGCACCGCGCAGUCGUUCAGUCAUCCAGCCAGUGGACCAGCGAGCUGUCAUCCUCACAGGCGACUUGUCAACUUUCUAUUUAGACCCAUGAAGCCACUAUCAAGUUAGUUUCCCGGACCUGUUCCUGCAAUGGAGCGAAAGGAGAGCAGGCUGUUCCUGUACGGCUCCGACUAAAGCCUGGGUUUGUGACAGGCUGCUAACAGCUAUGUAGCUAGCUGGUCAUCAUUAACGGCUGUUGAUGCAGUGAAACCAGUCGGCAACACACAACCCACAAACCGGAGACACUGUGGGAAGUCUUAGUUUUAUAUAGACACAUCAAUCCACUCGUGUCGGGAAACGUUUACAGGGAAAGGGACAACCUCUAUCCUGUGAGUUGAGGUGAUUUAAAAGGCAAGAAGGAGCGUUACAGUCCGGCUACAUUGGCAACGGAUGUCCUAAAGAACGGAUGCGUGAGGACAUGUCCACCAUGGUGUGCGUGAAGGAGGAGGAGGACCCUGGGGAGAAGCUGUCCCAGGAUGAGAUCAUCUCCAGGACCAAGCAGGUGAUCCAGGGGCUGGAGGCCCUGAAGCAGGAGCACCACUCCAUCCUGGACGGGCUGCUGGGCACGCUACGGUGCCUGAAGCAGGACGAGGAAGGCGUCCUGGUGGAGGAGAAGUCCCACAUGAUUCGCAAGUCCCUGGAGAUGCUGGAGCUGGGGCUGAGCGAGGCACAGGUGAUGAUGGCACUGUCGAGCCACUUGAGCUCCGUGGAGUCAGAGAAGCAGAAGCUCCGGGCUCAGGUACGCCGGCUCUGUCAGGAGAACCAGUGGCUGAGGGACGAGCUGGCGGGGACGCAGCAGAAGCUGCAGAAGAGCGAGCAGAGCGUGGCUCAGCUGGAGGAGGAGAAGAAGCACUUGGAGUUCAUGAACCAGCUGAAGAAGUACGACGAAGACUUGUCCCCAUCUGAGGAGAAGGAUUCUGACUCAAGUAAAGAAACUUUGGACGAUCUCUUCCCAGAUGACCAGGAUGACCAAGCCCCAGGGAUCCAGCCGACUCACGGCAGUGCUGCAGCAGCAGCAGCCCAACAGGGAGGCUACGAGAUCCCCGCCCGUCUGAGAACCCUCCACAACCUGGUGAUCCAGUACGCUUCACAGGGCAGAUACGAGGUGGCUGUGCCCCUCUGCAAGCAGGCCCUCGAAGACCUGGAGAAGACCUCUGGACACGACCACCCAGAUGUGGCCACAAUGCUAAAUAUCCUAGCCCUUGUUUACAGGGACCAGAACAAAUACAAGGAGGCAGCCAACCUGCUGAAUGAUGCUCUGGCUAUCAGGGAGAAGACUCUGGGCAGGGACCAUCCAGCUGUCGCUGCCACCCUCAAUAACCUGGCUGUCCUGUAUGGCAAGAGAGGAAAGUACAAAGAGGCUGAGCCGCUGUGUAAGAGAGCGCUGGAGAUCAGAGAAAAGGUGCUGGGGAAGGACCACCCAGAUGUGGCCAAGCAGCUGAACAACCUGGCCCUGCUGUGUCAGAACCAGGGCAAGUACGAGGAGGUGGAGUACUACUACAUGAGAGCGCUGGAGAUCUACCAGACCAAACUGGGCCCCGACGACCCCAACGUGGCCAAAACCAAGAACAACCUGGCAUCCUGUUACCUCAAACAGGGCAAGUUCAAGCAGGCUGAAACUCUGUAUAAAGAAAUCCUCACCCGCGCCCAUGAGAGGGAGUUCGGCUCCGUUGAUGAUGAGAACAAACCAAUAUGGAUGCAUGCUGAGGAGAGAGAGGAACAAAGCAAGGGGAAGCAGAAGGACGGAUCACCGUUUGGAGAAUAUGGCGGCUGGUACAAAGCCUGCAAAGUCGACAGCCCCACAGUGACCACCACCCUGAAGAAUCUGGGCGCCCUCUACAGGCGGCAGGGCAAGUUCGAGGCGGCCGAGACUCUGGAGGAAGCUGCCAUGCGUUCCAGAAAGCAGGGUCUGGACAAUGUUCACAAGCAGCGUGUGGCAGAGGUCUUAAGCGAGCCAGAGGCCCGUGAGAAGCAGCGAAGCCGCGAGAGUUUGACCUCUGACACGGUGAAAUAUGAGAGCGGGCCGGACGGUGGCGAGGAAGCAUAACUCCAGAUGCCUUGUAAUGAUUCUAAAAACUUGUCUUCUGCAUGACGGACGCCUCACCUCACCUCACCUCGCCUCAGUCCCUUCAGCUUUGCAGUUUUCUUCAGCUCUGACUCCUCCCCCCUUCUCUUGCUCCUCCACCACUACCAGCUUCUCUGGGUUCUGGUGGGAUUCUUCACGGGCCGGGUCGAGCUGCAGCGAUUAUGUUGCUCUUACAAGGAGUGGGUUGGAGUUAGGAUAAUGCAGAGAUAGCUUGAAAUCCAAAUUUUGUGUUUAUCUGCAGUAUGUGGGAGAGGACUGGGGUGACUUUCUCAACAAGGCAACACUGAACUUCUGCUUCUUACCACAUUCUUCCCUCUGUCCACUAACAUGACUCUGUUCUCUCCCACGUUCUCUCUCUCUCUGUCCCUCUCCAGUGUCUUUAGACCGUACUGUAGACUCCUUUCAUAUUUAGAAAUGAUGAGAGGAUUGUAAGGGGAGACUGACAGCGUCAACUUAAAUCUCUGAUUCCUUUCUUAAUCUCUCAGCUGUCCUGUGAAGCCUAACUCUGUCCAUUUAACCUGGACCCUCAGCUUUAAGGCUGAUUUAUACUUCUGCGUCUCCCCUACACAGCAGGGGCUGACGCGGACAUGAGCACCACAUACUUGUGUGUCGUUGUGUCCGUGUCGCCUAGCAACUCUCCGCCGAAACGCCUGAGGGCAGUGUGGUCUCUCUGAUAGCCGGUCUCCUCCUUCCGGCCCCGCUACGAUCUCCGUUUCCUUUUCCACAGAGAUUCAGAGCGUGUUCUGUUAAUCUACAGCUGAUACAUGUUGCUGUUUAUCAUACAGACAUGAUUACAUGAAGAAUAGAGAGGAGGAGAUCAAAUACACGGACGAUAAGCGGGGAAGUGCUGUAAAUGCCGGACAUACAAUGUCGCCAUGCCGACCAAUCACAGGGCUUGUGGUUCGCGUUGAUUCUACAGGUUGUUACAUUUUGAAGGAGGUGUACAUCAUCUACGUGUGUAGGCCUCUGCGUAGGUACGGGAGCUACGCUGUGGACUUGACGCAGAAGUAUAAAUCAGCCUUUAGACUUCCCUAAUCUAACCCCGGCAUAUAAAUAUUGAGAAGUCUCUUCUCGAAACCCCAAAAUGCUUCUUUAUCAGCUUAUGACAUGUCACUUUGAAGAAGACAGACUCAAGAAGAAGAAACGUAACACCUUAAGUUCGCUUUGUCAUGUUUUAACUGAUUAGGAAACGUAAAAGAGAAGAAAACACAAGAAAGGAAUGUGAAAAAAUGGGAAUGUAAACAUUAUAAAGCAUGCUGUUAGAUCAAUAUUUCCCUUAGAUCCUCUCCAGUUGUUAUUUAGACUAAAAAAAGACAACAAAUCAAUGUAGAAUAAUACAUAUAGAGCAUCCAUACACUUGACCCUUGACCCCAAAGCUUUAUAGGGCUGGAAAAUACCCUCACUGGAUCUUUAACAGGCCGUGAUCAACAUGACGAGAGACAAUAGAGACCGUCAAUUAUCGAGCAUUAUGUCUCCAUUUUCCUUCUCUAUGUAUUUUUGCUGGUCUGGCUUAUACAGUCGGCUACACUGCUCAACACUGCCCCAUGGCCUCCAGUGGUACUGCAAGAAAACAUGCAGAAAUACAAACAUAAGGAAUGCUGAGUCCAGGCAGACUGUAUGUGAAAUGUACAAACUUAAGGCGACAUGAAGCGUCAGAGAUAAAAGUUUUAAGAGGUGAUCUUUUCUCUGAAGUUUGAACGUAAACUUGGUGUCUGACACCCUGAAAAAAGUUGUGAACUGUAUCCAGCAACGUGAGUCUUAUCACAAGUUGAGUGUAUACCUGUGAGAGAGGAAGAAAACUGACUCCCUGAUGAUGUCGUGCUGAAUGAAUCAAACAAGAAUCCACUCUGCCUCUUACAAUCCAAGUCUCCAAGUACCAAAUGGUCUGAGUUAGAGCUUCAAACUCCAUCCUCCCUCCUCCUCCUCCUCGUCUCUCCUCUCCGUGGAGGUCUCUCUGUGCUCUAUAAUUCACUCAGUUUAACUUGGCGUUUACAUCCAAACUCAUUAGUGGUGACUCAAAGCUCAUAGUGAUGUGACAUGCUGUAAAUAACAUCUCGUAAAUAACUCGUCAGCAUGAUCGAGAGCACCGUUGUGGCUCUGUGGGUUUCUGCUCCUCUUAGAGUUUUAGUCAUUAGUUUGUCGCUCUGUGUCAUCUGUACGCUCUGAUAUCAGACUAAACUAUGUUUCGAUGUCAACAAGAGGACACGUUUGAGGUAACGGGAUCCAUGCACAAUGUUGGUUAUGUCCAGGUCUGGAACACGAUGGAGGUUGACAUUUUGAAAUGAAUGUCGGGGUUAGGAGGGAGAAGAAGGGAAUCUUGUGACCAUGCGUAAACAUUGUGCAUGUGUCCUGUGUACCUUCUGUAUAUCUCUGUAUAUAGAUGUCUGAAUAAACGGGUGGGGGGUGCAGAGGGUUUGCUGUGAACAUGUUGCAUUUGUUGGAAACGUAGGAAUUAUAAAACUCUCUUUGUCUCUGUUCUCUGCUCCUGCUAAUAAUCUUCUGCGUGUCCUGUCCUGUUUGUGCAUCUUACAGUUUGUCUUUCUUAACUUCUAAUAAAACCUAAACUCUUUGCUCACCUGAACCUGUGCCUGUCGCCUCUUUGUGUGUGUGUUCCCUCUCUUUUCUCUGUGUGCUUUUAGAACUAAGAAACGCUCUGAACAUUAACACCUCUUCAUUUUCUUACUUAGAUUAAAAACUCAAAAAAAUCUCUCAGACUAAAGAGAGUCGACCAAUAAAGAAGCUGUUCAACACCACACUGUAACAAAACUCCAUAAAUGCAUGAUGCACAAAAAACGACAUCCCUAUACUGCUCUGUCUUUAUGAUGCAUAUAAAUACAGCUGAAAGCUCCUGUGAGUAGUUUUCAGCUUGAUGUGAAACAGACUGAAAAUUAAAUGAAUGUCUCUCUAUGACCUAAAAAAAGCAGACAGACUAUAACAACGACAGUGGGUAUUUCUAUAUAGUCAUUUAAAGGGUUUGAAUCCACUAGCAGGGGGGUAGGUCAGACCAAGUGAUUAACUGCACACUGAUGAUGCAGCAAUUUCCCUGUCCCAUGACAAAGGUUCCCAAUGUGUGCUACAUUUGACUCUUCACAGACCUUUCUGUCAGGACACACUAAUCACACAUCAACGAACACUGCUUUGUCCACAGGGGGCGCCAGAAUCAACACAAACUGAAACAUCCUCACAGGAGCUUUAAUGCAGUACUGAAAUUAGACAUGGAGAUCUCCACAUCAGCUUCAAGAACAUGUGUUUCUGCUUUAGUUUUCAUGCAGUGGCGUUACAAUUUGUGCAAAAGUUAGAAAAUAACUGAAACACAGUCAAAGCAUGUAUUGAUGCUGGAAAAACAAAAGUUGAUUAUGAAUCCAGAGAGAGAUCCUCCAGGAGCUCAUAGCGUCGGUCAAUGACACAUUUAUUCCCAUUCAUUCAUCCCUUUUAUAUUGUUUUAAGUCAGUCAUUUGUCUCAUCGUAUUAACAUCAUCUGAAAUAAUGAAUACAAACACAGACCUUUGUUUGGAUAAGCAGGUGAAUGAAUGUGAGGAUAUGUUCAAUCAGUUUCCACACAGUAUUGAUACUCUUAUCUAAUAUUUGCUCAUCACAGAUAUUUGUGUUCACAUCAGGGUGAUGUUGGUAA